Messenger RNA from Clonostachys solani, 1308 nucleotides. The record is from the annotation of a GenBank genome assembly. NCBI's taxonomy places the organism in Eukaryota, Fungi, Ascomycota, Sordariomycetes, Hypocreales, Bionectriaceae.
AUGUUUAGCCCACAGAAGCCCGCCGAACCCGAACAGCCACAGCGCGCGCCGCCGCCGCCGCCGCCGCCGAUAGAAGCGCACCUGAACCGCGUGCAAAAGCCGCGCCAGAAGGGCAGGGCAGCUUCGCGCAAGGGUGCUACUAGGGCGCCGCGACUCCCCGCGCGCAUAUUGGGUAGCCCUGAGCUGGGUGAAGAGGAGCCCUCCAAAGUGUCCCGUCGGCAUUCUGAAUUCCCCCGAGCAUCCGCCCGACUCAACGAUCUCUCAUCCGAUGACGAGCACAACCAAACCAUCGCCGAGGGAAUCUCCGUCUCCGUCACCCGCGAUGAUGGCGCAGACUCCAUAGCCUUUGCAUCCCAGCCGGCGCAUUUGCGAUCGCUCCUUAAUUCGACCCAAGAGAAUGAAACCAUCGUCAGCGAAGACCCUGAUGAAGAGAUGGCCGAUGCCAUUGACCAGCCAGUCGAUGAAGAAGACAACGAGGACGAAGACGUCGUCAUUGGUAUGGAGGAGUCGGAACUAGAUGACGAAUCCGAUGAACGAGCCGAGAAAGAGUCUGAUAUUAAAAUCGAGUCGAAAGUUAAGAUUGCUGAGACCCAGGAUGACAUUUCUGCGAUUGUGUCCGAGGCCACCCCCCUUCCUACAACCGAGUCCGCCUCUGAAAUCACACCCGCACCUGUUUCUGAGGCUGGCGCAACUGAACUAUCAGACCUCGCCGAAGUGAAUACUGCCGAGGUAGAAGACGAGGCCAAGGAGGAGGAAGAAGAGGAGGAAGAAGGAGACCUCACAAUCAACAGAGGGGACGGACAGCAUUCCUUCACUGAUAUCCUCGAUCAUCGUUGGGUGGGCGAUGAGGUUGAACUCAAGGUUGGCUGGUACCGUGGUUCCCCGACAUGGGAGCCAGAGACUAUCCUUCAUUCCGAUGCUUCCGAGUCGCUUUUCUCGUAUUGGCGUAGCCAAGGCGGCCGUCCGACGAAUCCUCGCGACGCAGACAUCUUCGACAUUUUUGCCAUCCGAAAUCAUAGCCGCGACAAGAAGAAGCUUUUGGUCGAAUGGACGGGCUACGAACCCAAGGAGAACUCCUGGGUUCCGAGCAAUGUGGUCGAGGACACUGCGCCCGAGGUUGUUGCUCAGUACUGGAAGAGCAUCAAAAAGGCGCCCGAGCCAAAGACUGCCAAGGGUAGGGCUACAAAGGCCAAGGCCACCAAGGCCAAGACCACCAAAGCAAAGACUUCCAAAGCAAAGGCCCCGACAACGAAGACGCCCAAGUCAAGAGUCUCCAAGACCAAGGCACCAGCUAAGCGCAAAAGGUAA